AUGGAGCGGCCAGAGAAGCUCUUCCUUUACACGAUUCGCCGCAAGUUCCCUGUGAUCGGCGUGUGGCCGGUCGAGUUGGAACCGGCGAUGGCCGGAUCCCCGCCUCCUGGCGAAGGAGGAUGGACGUACCGCGAUAAAGAGCCUCCUCCAGGCUAUGACGGGACCGAUCCCCAGAGCAAGUUCAAGGCCUAUCUCCGUGACUUAGAAUUAUGGCAAGCUUGCACCGAUGUGCCGCCACUCAAAUUGGUCCAAGUUCUUUCGGGGGCAGCCAAAGCCGCCGUCGAUACGCUCACUGUGAAGGAGAUCAAGGGAGUCGACGGCUUUGCCAAUGUCCUGAAGAAGCUGAAGGAGGCGUUCGAGCCGUACGUGGAGACGGCUCUCCCGAGGGCCAUGGAAGGAGCUUUCUAUGGCCAGCCGCGGGGCCACAAGGAGAGCAUGAGCGAGUUUCUCAUUCGCUUCCAGCGGGCGCAAGCGGUGCUCAAGGACGAAGGGGUCACGCUGCCCGUGAAAGCUGCAGGCUACCUGUUGUUUCGCCAGGCCAAUAGCUCGAGGAGGCUGGAGCAGGUGCACACAGAGGGCGGUCGGAAAACCUAUCUGGCCGAAGAAGGCGAUCAGGGCGAGGACCGCUACGACACCGUGCCGGCCGACAGCUUCCUAGGGGAGGCAACCGAAGAAGAAGAAGAGGACGACGAGAACUGGGUCUACCUCAAGGACGGCCACCUAGACCAGGUUCUGGAGGAAGACGAUGUGCUGGAAGCGCUGGCCACCUACCAGCAAGUCCUUGCGGCAGAUCAAG
Molecule: messenger RNA, 796 nt
Organism: Symbiodinium necroappetens
Lineage: Eukaryota; Dinophyceae; Suessiales; Symbiodiniaceae
Source: the annotation of a GenBank genome assembly